This is a messenger RNA of Nicotiana tabacum (common tobacco), 2066 nucleotides long. The record is from RefSeq and is a predicted model, not a curated record. Lineage: Eukaryota; Viridiplantae; Streptophyta; Magnoliopsida; Solanales; Solanaceae.
UCUUGGAUCUUUUCUUUUUUGUUUUUAAGCACCUUUUUAUCUUCUCAAAUUGGAUAAGCUUCUUGGGAUUUUGUUAUGGUGAAUGAUAAAUUUCAUCGGUAUAUGAAUUAGUAAGAUUUAAAGAACUUGUAUUUUUAUAGACCCCAUAUUUGGCAGAUGUUGCAAAUCUUUAUUUUUCGUAGUUGAUUACGAAAAGGGUAUCAUAAUACCAAACUCUUAGUUGAGGAUUUAACAACUCCAGAACAAUUGUCAAUGUGCUGGAUUUUAUGUGGUCUAUUUGAAUUGUUACGUGAAGAACAAAUGCAAGCUGUAGGACUACUUUUGUAUAUAUUUAAUUCAAAUUAUCUGAAUCUGACCUCUUCAAAAUUGUUUUCUUGAGCCGAGGGUCUUUGGAAACAUACGUCUCUACCCCACAAGUAGAGUGGUGGUUUGUGUAGCUAACCUCUCAAGUUAACUUCCUCCAAUCAUUUCGCUUUUGGUAUUGGUUCCGAAUACGGUAGAAGGUAUAGAUAAAACCAACAAUGGCGUCUGUUGACAUUUUACUCAGGUUGACGAGUAACUACCUUCCUACUUCUGGGGUACCUUGUCGUUCAAAAAUCAGACUUUUUUGCCAUAAGUUAGAAACCUCUUCCUUUUAACUAGCCUGUCUUGAUAAGAUUGUUGUGAAGUUUCAAGCUUCACAUCUUCACUGGAGUGUUAGCUUGGUAGAAAUGGAUAGUCCAUCAGAUGACUUCUCUGCACCCGUCAUGCAGCUUCCAGACGAUUGUUUACUCUGUAUUUUUCAACACCUUGAUUGCGGACCUGACCGUGAGUCAUUUGGCUUAACAUGUCGUCGUUGGCUUCAAAUUCAAAAUCUGAAUAGAAGAUCUUUACAGUUCCAAUGCUCUUUAACUAUGCUUAAUAUUUCCUCGUUAUCUCAAAAUAACACCCAAAUCAGUACAUUCCAGUUAUAUAGGCUUCUGAACCGUUUCCAGCAACUAGAAUCAUUGUCCCUCUCUGGAUGCACCGAGCUUCCAGAUUCGGGUUUGGCUUUGUUGCCACCUCAUGGAUCAAAGCUGCAAAGUCUUAAUUUAGACUGUUGUUUUAGGAUAACUGAUAAUGGUCUUUCUUUUGUGGCUUCUGGCUGUUCUUCGUUGGUAAUACUAAGUCUUUACCGGUGUAAUGUUACAGAUUAUGGGUUAGAGGCCUUAUCUAAUUCUUGUGUAGCUUUAGAAGAUCUGAAUCUUUCAUAUUGCCCUCGAAUCUCUGAUUAUGGCAUAAGAACUAUUUCACAAAAGUGCCGUCAUCUUAGAGCUAUCAGGAUAUCCUAUUGUAGAAACCUAACCGGUGCUGGCUUUCAAGGAUGUUCUCAGACUCUGACUUAUUUGGAAGCCGAUUCAUGUAGGCUCGAGCCUAAUGGAAUACGGAGUAUCCUAAGUGGAGGUGGACUUGAAUAUUUGAGUGUGUGUAACUUGACCUGGUGUAUUCAUGUCGAUGGUUUAGUAGCUAUUAGUGUCGGAUUUGCUGCAAAGUUGAGAGUGUUAAAUUUCCGGUUCAGCAGAACGAUUGGCGAUAAUUGUAUCAUGGCAAUAGCAAAGGGUUGUCCAUUGCUUCAGGAAUGGAACUUAGCAUUAUGUCAUGGGGUCAUGAUAGGAGGGUGGGAAUCUAUUGCAUCACAUUGUCAUAACUUGAAGACGCUACACGUUAAUCGGUGUAGAAAUCUCUGUGACCGCGGAUUGCAAGCGUUGAGAACCGGCUGCAAAUGCCUCUCCAUCCUUUACAUUACCAGAUGUUCUCAGAUCAGUGCUGUAGCAUUGGAGAUUUUUAAACUUGCCAGAGGAAAUGUAGAGGUCAAAGAAGAAGAAAUAAUGUGUAUUUGCCCUCAAGGAGCCUUUCGGUUUUAAAUAGGUGGCAACAAUCUUCAAGAUUCUUGUGUAUAAUUUCUUAUGUUUUUUUUGUGUGCCUCAUAAGCAAAAGAUGAUUUGAUUAAUGCAUGUAUACAAUUACAAUAAAUAUUGCUCUACAAAUUGCAGAAACAUUGUUCAUUCCCCAUCCUCUAAGGGUAUGGAUUCAUACUUUAUAUUCAA